AUGGCGCCCAAAUAUUUGAAAGUCGCGACCACAGAGUCGCGGUCGCGGCCUUCACCGAACUCCCCGACGCAUAUGGCGACCACUACUCUAAAGGUUGGCGGCAUGACUUGUGGUGCAUGUACGUCUGCUAUUGAGUCCGGCCUGAAGAAUGUGGACGGCAUCGGAAGUGUCUCGGUGAGCUUGGUUAUGGAGAGAGCCGUGGUGAUGCACGAUCCGCAGACGAUACCGGCGGAGAAAAUACAGGAGAUUAUCGAGGACCGGGGAUUUGACGCCGAAGUUCUGGCUACGGAUCUGCCAUCGCCCAUGUUCACCCGGAAGGGGUAUCACUACGAUGACGAUGAUGUCGAAGACGACGAGGAGCCGACGACAACUACGACAACGUUGGCGGUCGAGGGCAUGACUUGUGGAGCGUGCACAUCGGCGAUAGAAGGCGGCUUCAAGGACAUGGCCGGCGUCAAGAAUUUCAGCAUCUCGUUACUAUCCGAAAGGGCCGUGGUCGAGCAUGACGCCUCAGUUCUGAGUGCCGAAAAGAUCGCUGAAAUAAUCGAAGAUAGAGGCUUUGGCGCCUCAAUCGUGGAAUCCCAAAAGGCGGAGCCAAGCACCCGGAGGAGGGGGAGCCCUACGAUAGAAAAGAUAAUAGCAACUACCACAGUUGCUAUCGAAGGAAUGACAUGCGGUGCAUGUACAUCCGCUAUUGAGGGAGGGUUCAAAAAUCUCGAAGGGCUUGUGCAGUUCAACAUCAGCCUUCUAGCAGAGCGAGCCAUAAUUAUCCAUGAUCCAUCGAAACUCUCAGCAGAGAAGAUCGCCGAAAUCAUCGAAGACAGAGGGUUCGAUGCCAAGAUUCUAUCAACGCAAUUGGAUUCUUCAAAUCAAUCCACCACCGCGACGACAUCGCAGUUCAAAGUAUUUGGCGUCCGUGACGCUGCUACCGCUACUCUGUUGGAGGACAAGCUACAAUCUGUUCCUGGCGUCAAUUCAGCGAAAGUCAGUCUGGCUACGUCUAGACUAACUAUAUCCCAUCAUCCAAAUAUAGCUGGACUCCGUGCGCUUGUCGCGCUCAUUGAGGCCGAGGGAUUCAACGCGUUGGUUGCGGACAACGACGAUAACAACGCUCAACUCGAAUCGCUUGCCAAAACAAAGGAAAUAGCGGAAUGGCGGAAUGCCUUCAAAACAUCACUAUGCUUCGCUAUACCCGUUUUCUUGAUCAGCAUGUGCAUUCCCAUGAUGCUUCCAGCGCUUGACUUUGGGAGUAUAGUUGUCAUUCCCGGGUUAUAUCUCGGCGACAUUAUCUGUUUAAUUCUUACGAUACCUGUCCAAUUUGGAAUCGGCAAACGUUUCUAUGUUUCAGGCUACAAGUCCUUGAAGCAUGGCUCACCUACCAUGGACGUCUUGGUUGUCCUAGGGACAUCUGCCGCUUUCUUCUUCAGCGUUGCGGCUAUGUUGGUUUCUGUCUUUGCCCCACCUCACACCCGGCCUAGCACGAUCUUCGAUACAAGCAGUAUGCUCAUCACCUUCAUCACUCUCGGGAGGUUUCUUGAGAACCGUGCCAAGGGUCAGACUUCAAAGGCCCUAUCAAGACUUAUGUCCCUUGCCCCUUCAAUGGCAACUAUUUAUGCGGACCCAAUCGCCGCAGAAAAGGUGGCUGAAGGCUGGGAACUCGCAAUUGGGACUGGAAACGAGCAGAAAGGCUCAGCCCAAGAAGGGAAUGCGGCCGAGGAACAAAUUAUCCCCACUGAGCUUCUUGAAGUUGGUGAUAUUGUCAUUCUACGACCCGGUGACAAGAUUCCAGCCGAUGGCACAGUCACAAGAGGCGAGACAUAUGUCGAUGAGAGCAUGGUGACCGGAGAGGCUAUGCCAGUUCAGAAGCGCAAGGGUAGCACCUUGAUCGGCGGUACUGUGAACGGCACAGGCAGAGUCGACUUUCGGGUGACGAGGGCUGGUAGGGAUACUCAGCUCAGCCAGAUCGUGAAACUUGUCCAAGAGGCUCAAACAACAAGAGCACCGAUUCAGAGACUCGCUGAUCAGAUUGCUGGGUAUUUCGUGCCUAUGAUUCUAUUGCUUGGAUUCCUCACCUUCUCAACCUGGAUGAUCCUCAGUCAUGUUCUGGCAGUUCCACCGCAGAUAUUUAUGGAUGACGCUAGUGGUGGAAAGUUCAUGGUGUGUGUGAAGCUAUGUAUAUCAGUCAUUGUGUUCGCCUGCCCAUGCGCGCUCGGUCUCGCAACGCCCACAGCAGUCAUGGUUGGAACUGGAGUUGGUGCUGAGAACGGCAUUUUGGUGAAAGGUGGGGCUGCAUUAGAAACCGCAACCAAGAUCACCCAGGUCGUGCUUGAUAAGACUGGAACACUGACUUUUGGGAAAAUGAGUGUUGCCCAAUCCAAACUCGUAUCGACCUGGGAAAGCGGUGAGGUGAAAAAGAAAGCAUGGUGGUCGAUCAUCGGCCUUUCUGAGAUGGGCAGUGAGCAUCCUAUUGGCAAAGCUAUUCUGGCUGCUGCAAAAGAGGAGCUAGGUCUCGGGAUUGAAGGAACUAUUGAUGGAAGCGUUGGCGACUUCGAAGCCAAUGUUGGUAAAGGCGUUAGUGCUCUCGUCGAACCUGCUACAAGUGGCGAGCGAACCCGUUACAAGGUCCUGAUCGGCAGCGUCAAGUUCCUCCGAGACAACAAGAUUCCCGUCCCCCAAGGGGCAAUUGAUGCUUCCGAAGAAGCCAACGUGAGAGCCGCCCGCCCGUCGAAAACAGCAUCUGCUGGCACGACAAACAUCUUCGUUGCAAUCGAUGGCGAGUACGCUGGGCAUCUUUGCCUCUCUGAUACUGUCAAAGACAGUGCUGCCGCCGCCAUAGCAGCCCUCCACCGUAUGGGGGUGAAGACUGCCAUUGUCACUGGCGAUCAGCGUUCUACCGCUCUUGCCGUCGCCCGCAUUGUCGGAAUACCUAGUGAAAAUGUUCACGCAGGCGUCACACCUGACCAAAAACAAGAAAUCAUCCGCGACCUUCAAGCCCAAGGCGAAUGUGUAGCAAUGGUCGGAGACGGCAUCAACGACUCGCCCGCGCUGGCCACGGCGGACGUUGGCAUUGCCAUGGCCUCGGGUACCGAUGUGGCCAUGGAAGCUGCAGACGUCGUGCUCAUGCGUCCAAAUGAUCUUAUGGAUAUCCCUGCCUCCAUCCAACUCGCGCGAUCGAUUUUCAACCGCAUCAAGCUCAAUCUCAGCUGGGCGUGUGGGUACAAUUUAGUUGGCCUCCCGUUUGCCAUGGGUCUUUUCCUGCCUUUUGGCUGGCAUUUGCAUCCCAUGGCAGCUGGUGCGGCAAUGGCGGCAAGUAGCGUGAGCGUCGUUGCCAGCUCUCUCCUCCUUAAAUUCUGGAAGCGACCUCGGUGGAUGGACGAUGCAUUGGUAGAAGAAAAGGGACAACUAAGGAGACGUGGCAAGGGAUGGGGAAUCAAGGGCCUUGUUGAACGAGUGGCGGGAGCUGCGAGAUCUGUAACGGGAAGGAAGAAGGAGGCGGAUGAUGGUUAUGUACCGCUCAAUACAUUGGAACAAGUGUAG
Messenger RNA from Venustampulla echinocandica, 3537 nucleotides. Its product is annotated as putative copper-transporting ATPase 2. Gene Ontology annotation, cellular component: membrane. Bases 1 to 3537 code for a protein of 1178 amino acids. The transcript has a single exon. The record is from RefSeq and is a predicted model, not a curated record. Gene Ontology annotation, biological process: monoatomic cation transport; copper ion homeostasis. NCBI's taxonomy places the organism in Eukaryota, Fungi, Ascomycota, Leotiomycetes, Helotiales, Pleuroascaceae. Gene Ontology annotation, molecular function: copper ion binding; P-type divalent copper transporter activity; ATP binding.